AAUAGCAAUGGCGGCGGUCAGCGCCAGUAGUAUGCUAGAAUUUGUUCGUCGUAUUUUUCGGGAACGACGCGACUAUGGCAUGCUCACAAUCCGCCAGCUCCGUACGCUUUACACGGACGAGCUGAAAGUGAAACACCUGUCUUCCGAAAACCGCGAAGUUUUUGCCUCCAUCGUCACAACCGUCUUCAAGGAAUUUGAGAAUGUGGUCGACUGCAGCAAUACGGACCAGGACUGCGACAAGCUUGGUCGCAUGGACGACGUGUCCGAGGCCCUGGAGGGGGACCUUUACUCCCCGUGCUCCCCGUCCCCUCCCCCGCAGAACGGGAACUGCCGCCCAGACGAUGCGGACUCCCCGUUCAAGGGCCCGGCGUCACGGAACACGCAGGGUGCAGUCGUGUCGAGCAGCGAUUCCGACGACGACGACGUAAUCCGUGCGGUCAAGGAGACGCUAGGGGUGCGCACACACAAGCCCAGGUCCCCUCAAGCGCAGGAACGAAAAACGCCCCCGAGGCCCCUGGUAUUCCCCACCAUGGAGCUUCCCUGUGACGCGUCCGACUCUGACUCCGAAGGGAAGCUGAUGAUCGCGGAGUCGCCCGUCUCCGCGGAGUCGCCGCGGCGAACCUCGGAGGACGGAGAGAUUAACUCGAGACUCACGGAGGACCAGCGGGACGUGAGCCGCGUGUCCGCAGACGCCGCCAAGACGGAGUCGGUCGCCCAGACACCGGCGACGAAGAGCGUCGGCAACAGCGGCAAAAACACCGGCAACAGCAACAACAAACGGAAGUUUAGCAGAAAAAACAAUGGCAAAAGCAACAGCAAAGCCGCCGGUGCAAGCAACAGCAACGUGGGCACGAAAAGUAAACGCGGGCAGAAGGCCUCCCCGGAGGACAGCAACAACAGCAAGGGUCCAAAGAGCGUGGACGACAUGCCGCUGUUCACGCUCAAGUUCACCAAGACAAAGUCCGGCGGCUGGGUCAUGGUCCGGCCCAGGAGCGAGGACUCGGACGCGGGCGACGAGGCCACCCCCCGCAAGCGGCUGCCCACGAGGAGACGGCGUGUCGUUGCCCCCAAAAAGUCGGGCCUACAGGCGAGAGAGAAGGUCACGGCGAAGAGCAUCUUCGACUCGAGCGACGACGAGCCCCUCUCGGAACUACGGAAUCGCGGAGCGGCCACGGCGGCUCCGCCGGCCGUCCGGAACAGCGAGGGCAACGAUGGCACCAACAACACCAACACCCUGUCGGAUCUGGAGCGGAAGCUGGAAGACGUGGAGAGGCGGCGAAGCGACGGAGCACCGGCCAAAAAACGACGGAAGCCGGCAUCCAAACCGCAGUCGGCGGAGGCACCGCAGGUGGCAAGGUUGAUGCGGUGCAUCGCGGCGGCGGGACUCCGGGUCUCCUACGUUCGGCUCUUGGAACCAACGGACUCUGUGCAGGUCAAGGCAGCGAAGCUGCUGGAUGUUCUCGAGAAGGCGGGCCUCAAAGGCAAGCCGACUUUGAAGAACUGCAGGAAACUCAAGGCUCUGCAAGGCUUGGACGAAGCCAAUGUUGUGGACUCGCUGCCAGAGGGCAGGCCAAAACGGACCACAAGGGGUUCCCUGGGCCCGCUCACGGAUGGCGCGGCGCCAGACAUCUCCCAAGAGUCGUCGAUGGUUGCCGACGAAUCACGCAAGGUCUUCUCAAGGUUAAAAGACAUCAUCGACAGCGAGGAGGAGAGCGAAUGACAGGCUAACGGGUGGCCAAGGUAUUGCCAGCCCGUUGCCGGCGCGCCAUCGACGUGCCGCCGGCGUGUCGCCGACGUAAUGCCAGCAUGUGGCUGACAGAUUGGUGGCGUACAGCGAGCAUGUUGCCGAUUUGGUGGCAGCGUCUUCGCCCAUUCUUUUGUACAUAACCCAUUCCCUCUCUCCUUUGCUUUUCUGGCGUUUUAAUUUUUUAUGGUUGUUUUUUAUGAUGUACUGUACUAUAAGAAAUGUAUACAUAUUGUACAUGCAUAGGGUGUGUUGGGACGUAGGUUUAUGGGGUUGGGGCGACGCGGGGUGGGUAAGUUUCGAUUGUGGUUCAACUACUUCCAUCGUUGCAUGUGGUGCAGACGGGUGUGGGGUUUCUUAUAUUUUUUUUUAGGUUACUUUAAUUUGUACUUUUUAUUUUAAAGAACCCCUCCUGCAUUACCUGUCCUUUUUGGUUGGCAGGUAUUGAUCGGUGCAAAAAAAGGUGAAUUUUUCACUAUGGUACUAUACCUUCACUGAUUUUUCUGUUUUUCUUUAGUUUUAUUCUUAAUUUGCUUUUAGAUUGAGAAACUUCAGUGUGGUAUUGACUGAACUUUUAAAAAAGGGUUUUAAAAGGUGGUUAUGUGACGAAAUGCCAGCUAUGAGAGUUGUGAGUUUCUUAGAUUGUUUUGCCUGUGUUUAACAUUAAUGUUUUUCAUUUAGCGACUUGCGCUUCGUGCCAACUUACUUUGUUUUGUCCAAGUAGGGUUUUCUUUGGCCCUGCGACUCAUUCCAAUCUGUCGAGGUUGGUUGUGGCUGAAGAAAAUUUUUUCACUUCGGGUAAAAGAAAAAGACAAACGCAUACUUCUCCAGGCCCAAUCAUACAAGAGCGUUGACUGUUUUUUACCGCUACCCCGAGUUUGCUUCCAAGUGCUCGCUUGUCAAACUUGGAGCCGCAGCAUAAACUGUGCUUUAGAAUAGCGACGUUUCAGCCCUUUUGGUGCCCUAGAAUCAUAAUUGCCAGUAACUUGAAUAUUUAUCUGAGAUUGCAGGAGACAGUGUUCCGUCCUCCAGAAACGUUAAGACUGUCCGCAAUGAAGCCAAUCGAUGUCAUCUGAGCUUCCUGUCAGCAUACCUAGACCUUGGGAGGUUGCGUUUUCCGAUUGCGACGGUUGUCGGUUGUACCUGCCUUGCAAUAGGCACCAAAAUGGCGGUGCCCACAAGAACAUUGGGAAGUAAGGCGUCGAUACUCCAAGCAUAGCCUAUUCGGCGGCUCUAGUCAAACUUACUCAGCUGUACUUACGCAAUGAAGUCGAGAAAAGCCCGACUGAUCGCCUGCGAGUUCUGCGAACACAACACGGCUCGUCGCAUAAAUACACAAGUCUUGCGUUUAAAACGCGAAAGAGGGUGUCGUCUUCCUAAGCCGCGACCGUGUGGCACCUGGGGAAGUGCUGAAAGGGUAAAUUUGAAUUGCAUAAAUUGGCAUGUGGGACAUCUUGUCAUGGUUUCAAAAUGGUGCUUAGAGGGGCACCUGGCAUCUUUAUUUCGUGGUCUCCGAUUUGCCUUGAAAUUUUAUAAACGCACUAACAUAAAUGAACUUUAAUAACCCAAAUAUGAGGACAAAACUUUUCCCAAAGCUAUUGAACUUGAAAAUUUAAUUUUUGCUGUUUCUUUUUUUUUUUUAGGCUAAAAGUUUACAAUAGUGUCAGCAUGUUUGAAUUGUUCCAUGAAUUAUGCUGUUUUUACAAGCUAUUCUGGCCACCAUGUAACUGUAAAGCAGUCAUUCCUUUUGGACUUGCAGUUUUUCUGGGGGAAAUGAGCCAUUCAUUGUCACCGGUGUAUGCGAUUCACUUUACGCUUGCAUUGCCCUAAAGGUGCCAUGUGAAAAAUUUUAUGAAAGUGGUCAAAACCAACUUGUUACUGUCAAAUCGUCUUGCCAGCUUUUUUUUUUUACCUGUCGGACUUCUGUGCUUCAUUAUAUUUUUUUUUCUACUUUUUAGUAUAAAACAUUUUACAAGUUCGAAUUAGACAGUUUUGUCACACCUGAGAAUUCAAGCUUGAAAUUAGUCAAAUUAUCAGGAAAUUAGUCGGAUGGCCUUGCGCACAAAUACCUAAUGUUUUCUCUUAUGACAAUUUUCUGGGAACAUUGCUUUGAUACUGAUAUCAUAUCAUAACCCUCUCUGACAGCAUCCCAAUAAAAGUUCUACAACUUCA
This is a messenger RNA of Ixodes scapularis (black-legged tick), 3916 nucleotides long. Its product is annotated as HIRA-interacting protein 3. Gene Ontology annotation, cellular component: nucleus. Lineage: Eukaryota; Metazoa; Arthropoda; Arachnida; Ixodida; Ixodidae. The coding region runs from base 8 to 1720 and encodes 570 amino acids. The record is from RefSeq and is a predicted model, not a curated record. The transcript is spliced from 9 exons.